AUGAGGAAAUGUGACAAUUGGAGUCAUCUUUUCACAGCUAAGCUUGCCGAAAGUCCAGAGGAAGGGGGCUUCUGCAUUACUGAAGCCCUCAUCACUAAGCGGAACUUGACCUUCCCUGAGGAUGAAGAACUGUCAGAGAAGAUGUUUCAUACUCUUGCCGAACUGCAGACUGUCCGCCUAGACCGGGAGGGGAUUACCAGUAUCAGGAACUUAGAGGCCCUCCGGAGUCUUCACAGCCUCUAUCUGCAAGCGAAUAAGAUCCAGCGAAUUGAGAACCUGGCUUGUGUACCCUCCUUGCGCUUCCUGUCUCUGGCAGGAAACCAAAUCAGGCAGGUGGAAAACCUGGUCAACCUCCCAUGCCUCCAGUUUCUGGACCUUUCUGAGAACCUGAUAGAAACACUGAAGCUCGAGGAGUUCCCCCAGAGCCUGCUCAUCCUCAACCUGACAGGAAACAGCUGCACCAAGCAGGACGGCUACCGGGAGCUGGUGACGGAAGCCCUGCCGCUGCUCCUGGACCUGGACAGGCAGCCUGUGUUGGAACGCUGGGCCUCAGACGAGGAGGAUGAAGCCUCUGGCGAGGAGGAUGAAGAGUUUCCGGAGCUGAGUGGCCCAUUCUGCUCAGAGCGAGGCUUCCUCCAGGAGCUGGAGCAGGAGAUGAGCGGGCACCAGGAGCACAGGCAGCAGGCAGCCCUGACAGAGCACCUUCUGAGGAUGGACACCCAGCCCGUCCUCACGGACCUGCCCCUGCUGCCUGUGGUGCCCAUGGCUGGGGACAGCAGCCUUUCUGUCACUCCCAGGCAAGGGAAGGAGACACCCCCUGAGGCUGCCUCCUCACCCCAGGCUGCCUCACCCACCAAGAAAGCAAGCACUCUGGUUCCCAGGGGCCAGCAAAGCUCUGUCCAGGCAAGGAAGGGGGCCCAAACAGCUGCAGCCCCCAAGGCCUCUCUGGUUGGGGUCCCCAACACAACCAAAACUACAGGCAAGAGAGUCAAGAAAUGA
Messenger RNA from Propithecus coquereli (Coquerel's sifaka), 999 nucleotides. It is a transcript of the gene LRRC46, whose product is annotated as leucine rich repeat containing 46. The record is from RefSeq and is a predicted model, not a curated record. Bases 1 to 999 code for a protein of 332 amino acids. The transcript is spliced from 7 exons. Lineage: Eukaryota; Metazoa; Chordata; Mammalia; Primates; Indriidae. Gene Ontology annotation, molecular function: protein binding.